Messenger RNA from Oncorhynchus gorbuscha (pink salmon), 1944 nucleotides. RefSeq lists its product as uncharacterized. NCBI's taxonomy places the organism in Eukaryota, Metazoa, Chordata, Actinopteri, Salmoniformes, Salmonidae. The record is from RefSeq and is a predicted model, not a curated record. The transcript is spliced from 10 exons. The coding region runs from base 1 to 1944 and encodes 647 amino acids.
AUGCUGAUUCAACAGGUGGGAGCCCGGAAGGAGCAGGAGCAGCAGAGGAGAUUGAGACGCCGGGGAGGAGCCAAGGAACCAGCAGACCAAGUGGAAGCCAGGAUACGACAAAUGCACUGUCUGCUGCACCCAGAAAAGGACGAAGGAGAGACAACACUGGAGAAAAAGCCAGCAAACAAUCAAUAUUCUCUCCAGUGGGGCCAGAGAGUCCAGGGUUGGAGGAAAAUAACAUGCCUGCUACUCCUAAUGACAUACAUGUUGAGGCAGACCUCCCUGACAGAAGCCCUCCACAGUGGGACCCCAAAAUACCACCUACAGAAUGGGAACAACUCUUCCCUGAAAUCGAUGCCUAUCCAGAUGGAAGCGCAGUCCAGUCAGAGGAGGGAGCUCCAGGGGAAGGAACAGAAAGGGAGACCCCACAAGAAGGAGGAGAAGGAAGAGUCUCGCAGGCUGAAGAAGAGGUUUUCCCCACAAUUGACUUUUCAGCUCUUGAAUGGUCCCCACAACGUGGCAUUGAGAGGAGUGGCUGCUCAGUCUUCCCUUUUUAAUUGGGAAAAUAGUCCAAGUAAAGUCAUCGAUGGAAACCGCAACACUAACUAUAACUAUGGUGGAUCCUGCAGCAGCACUGCAUUUAACACCAACCCCUGGUGGAGAGUGGACCUGCUGGAUGUGUACAGAGUGACAGCUGUCAACAUCACCAACAGAGGAGACUGCUGUCCUGAGAGACUUGAUGGUGCUGAGAUCCGUAUUGGUAACUCACUGGAGAACAACAGCAUCAACAACCCCAGAUGUGUUGUCAUCUCCAACAUCCCAGCAGGAAAGACCUACACCUUCCAGUGUAAUGAGAUGGAGGGUCGCUAUGUUGUUGUGGUGAUCCCUGGACAGAACAAGAUUCUCACUCUAUGUGAGGUGGAAGUAUUUGCCACAGUCAAACCUCCAGGAGACAACGUGGCAUUGAGAGGAGUGGCUGCUCAGUCAUCACAGUUUUCGGAUCGCAAUGCUCACUAUGCAAUUGAUGGGAACAGCAACACAAACUAUGGAUCCUGCACCCACACUGCACAGGACACCAACCCCUGGUGGAGAGUGGACCUGCUGGAUGUGUACAAAGUGACAGCUGUCACCAUCACCAACAGAGAUGACGUUCCUGAGAGACUUGAUGGUGCUGAGAUCCGUAUCGGUAACUCACUGGAGAACAAUGGCAUCAACAACCCCAGAUGUGAUGUCAUAUCCCACAUCCCAGCAGGAAAGACCAACACCUUCCAGUGUAAUGAGAUUGAGGGUCGCUAUGUUGUUGUGGUCAUCUAUGUCAGGAAGGAAUAUCUCACUCUGUGUGAGUUGGAAGUAUAUGGCACUCCUGCAGUAAAUGUAGCAUUGAAAGGAGUGGCCAGCCAGUCAUCACUGAAUGGGUAUGGCAAUGCUCACAAUGCCAUUGAUGGGAACAGAGAAUCAGACUAUUACAAAGGAUCCUGCACACACACUGCAAAGGAGACCAAACCCUGGUGGAGAGUGGACCUGCUGGAUGUGACCAGAGUGACAGCUGUCAGCAUCACCAACAGAGGAGAUGAUGUUCCUGAGAGGCUUGAUGGUGCUGAGAUUCGUAUCGGUAACUCACUGGAGAACAACGGCAUCAACAACCCCAGAUGUGAUGUCAUCUCCCACAUCCCAGCAGGAAAGACCUACACCUUCCAGUGUAAUGCGAUGGAGGGUCGCUAUGUUGUUGUUGUCAUCCCUGGCAGGUCGGAAUGGCUCACACUUUGUGAGGUGGAAGUAUUUGCCACUGUCAAAACUCCAGAGUCUUCCACAGAAGCCCCCAAGUCAAAGAGAACGGUGGUGAGGAUGAAGAUCCAAUCAGAUGCUGAUCUGACAAACCAGGCAGUCGGUGACCAGCUACUACAGCAGGCGAGCGAGAGGGAAAGGGGGAGGGAAAGGGGGAGGGAGAGCUAA